ACUAUAUGGAUAUGCCAACCUAUCCCAUUAGUCUUCAUCCUUUCCAUCUUCCCAACUGAAUAUCAAACACCCCCACACACACACAAACAAACAGGAAGAGAAAUGGUGAAGCCAUGGUUUACCCUAAUAUUAAGCUCAAUGUUACUCAUAGCCAUGUCUCUUGUCCAUGGCAUUGAUCAAGACCCUUUAGCCGUAGAAGAAUGGUUCAAAAACCUACCCACCAUGACCCAAAAGCAGACCCACCUUCACUUCUAUCUACACGACUUAGUCAGUGGCACCUCCCCCACCGCCAUGAGAGUCGCCCAAUCCACCAUCACCUCCACCUCUCCAACCGCGUUCGGGUUCCUCGCCAUGGCUGACGACAAGCUCACCACCGGACCUGAACCAAACUCUACUGUUGUCGGUCGAGCACAAGGCAUCUAUGGUUCGGCGUGUUUGGAGGAGUCUGGUUUACUGAUGACCAUGAACUUGGUGUUCACCGGAGGGGAUUACAAUGGUAGUACUCUUAGUUUGUUGGGGCGGAAUGCGGUGUUUCAUCCUUACCGUGAGAUGCCGAUUGUUGGUGGGUCUGGUGUUUUUAGGAUGGCGAGGGGUGUCGCCACCGCAAAAACUCAUGAUUUUAAUCUUACCUCCGGUGAUGCGGUUGUGGAAUAUAACGUCAUGGUUGUUCAUUAUUGAGUCUAAUUAAGCUCCUUGUAUUUGAUUCAUGUAUUUGUACUUGGUAAAUUAUUAAAAAUGGAUUAGUGACAGAAUCAAAACUCUUCCCUUA
Molecule: messenger RNA, 769 nt
Organism: Lactuca sativa (garden lettuce)
Lineage: Eukaryota; Viridiplantae; Streptophyta; Magnoliopsida; Asterales; Asteraceae
Product: dirigent protein 22
Source: RefSeq, a predicted model, not a curated record